UCAAUCACCACCUUCCGGAGACACCUGAAACCCCACCUCUUUAAGGAAUACCUAGGAUAGGAUAAAGUAAUCCCUCUCACCCCCCCUCCCCCUGAAAAGAUUUAGAUGCACUACUGUUCCACUGGAGGUCAUAAGGUGAAUGCACCAAUUUGUAAGUCGCUCUGGAUAAGAGCGUCUGCUAAAUGACUUAAAUGUAUGUAAAUGUAAAAUGUAAAUGUGUUAAUAAGUGGUGGUGUCCCAUCCUUUCAGGUUGUUGACCUGAGGUAGGACUAAAUACAUUUAAAUAGUGGAGUAGUGUGGUGUUAUUUUUUUAUUUUAUACAUUUAUUUUUUGUGAGUUGUGUGAGAUGGUAUUUUUUUUUUUAAUUUUCAGGCAAAGUGUUAGGGAGUUGUACUCCAGUCUAGAAGGUGGCGGUCGGUAAUGCAACAUUUAUUGGAUGCCAACCGCUAUUAGACCUAAUGAUUGUUUCUAAAUGAUGUCUGAGUGUUGGUGUACCCCUGGCUAUCCGUAAAUUUAAAUAACAAGAAAUCUGUGCCAUCUGGUUGGUUUUUAAUAUAAGGAAUUUUAAAUUAUUUAUACUUGUACUUUUGAUACUUAAGUAUAUUUCAGCAAUUACAUUUACUUUUGAUACUUAAGUAUAUUUAAAAUCAAAUAAUUUUACUAAAGUAGUAUUUUACUGGUUAACUUUUUUACUUUUACUUGAGUCAUUUUCUAUUAAGGAAUCAUUACUUUUACUACAGUAUGACAAUUGAGUACUUUUUCCACCCCUGGUUGUUUGUUUCACCAAGUAUCAGGGUGUGUCAGCAUCAGUACAGUAUAUGGUGAUUGUGUGUUCUCAGCUCUGCUUCACUGGGUCAAGUUCUAAUCCUGGAUUCCCCUGGUCUGGGGGCCACUGACUCUAAAAUGAGUCUCCCUGAACCCAGCAUUCAAACAGAUGCUAGGAGCCCACUCUGUCAGGAGAGACCAGGGUCUCCUGUACCUGGCUGUGUGUCUAUGAAGAGUGAUGGGUCCAUGGGACACCCAAUCAACGUGAGAGAGGCUGCCCUCUCAACUGCUCAAAGGGUCUGUCAGGAGAGACCAGACUCACCUGUGCCCAGUUGUGUGUCUAUUAAGAGUGAUGGGUCCAUGGGACAGCCAAUCAACUUCAGAGAGGAUGUCCUCUCUACAGAACAAAGCUGUGUGUCUAUGAAGAGUGAUGGGUCCAUGGGACAGCCAAUCAACUUCAGAGAGGAUGUCCUCUCUACAGAACAAAGGGUCCAGCAGGAGAAACCAUACUCACCUAUGUCCAGCUGUGUGUCUAUGAAGAGUGAUGGGUCCAUGGGACAGCCAAUCAACUUCAGAGAGGAUGUCCUCUCUACAGAACAAAGGGUCCAGCAGGAGAAACCAUACUCGCCUAUGCCCAGCUGUGUGUCUAUGAAGAGUGAUGGGUCCAUGGGACAGCCAAUCAACUUCAGAGAAGGAGACAGAGACCAACAGGAAAUAUCAAAGUCAGAGACCCUGAAUGAUCAGUCUACCCAGAGUCAGCUAACAGACCUCUCCUCCAUAUUCAAGUUGCUUGAGCAACAUAUUAUCAGUUUUGUGAAAAGUGAGCUGAAGAGGUGGAAGAGGAUUCUGACUCCAGAUUACCCAGAAAGCUUUGACAGUCAGGAGGAAGAUCAGGAAGUGGUGGAUGCUGAACAUCAGGAGAGCAGUGCCAGAUCGGAGACUCUUAAUAUCACACUGCACAUCCUGAGGAACAUGAACCAGAAGGAACUUGCUGAUACACUUGAGAAAUACGAGCGUCAUGAUAGGUGCCAACAUAAGCUCAAAUCCAACCUGAGAAAAAAGUGUGAGCGUGUCUUUGAAGGAAUUGCUAAGCAGGGGAAACCUACAAUCUUAAAUAAGAUCUACACAGAGCUCUACAUCACAGAGGGCGGAAGUGGAGAAGUCAACAAAGAACAUGAGGUGAGACUGAUUGAGACAGCAUCCAGGAGACCAGUAGAGCAAGAGAUGCCAAUCAAAUGCAACGACAUCUUCAAACCCUUACCUGGACAAGACAAACCUAUCAGAACUGUGCUGACAAAGGGAGUCGCUGGCAUUGGAAAAACGAUCUCUGUGCAAAAGUUCAUUCUGGACUGGGCUGAAGGAAAAGCAAAUCAGGACACCCACUUCAUAUUUCCUCUUACUUUCCGGGAGCUGAAUUUGAUGAAGGUAGAAAAACACAGUUUGAUGGACCUCCUCAAUAAUUUUUUCAUGGAGACAAAAGAAUCAGGAAUGUCUAUCUCUGACAAGUACAAUGCUUUGUUUGUCUUGGACGGUUUGGAUGAGUGUCGACUCCCUCUAGACUUCCAGAACAAUGAGAGCUGUUUUGAUGUCACAGAGUCAACCUCAGUGGACGUGCUUCUAACAAACCUCAUCAAGGGGAAUCUGCUUCCGUCUGCUCUCCUCUGGAUAACCUCCCGACCAGCGGCAGCCAAUCAGAUCCCUCCUGAGUAUGUGGACCAGGUGACAGAGGUACGAGGGUUCAAUGACCCACAGAAGGAGGAGUACUUCAGGAAAAGAAUCAGCGAUGUGACCCUGGCCAACAAAAUCAUCACACACUUGAAGUCAUCAAGGAGCCUCUACAUCAUGUGCCACAUACCAGUGUUCUGUUGGAUUUCAGCCACUGUUCUACAAAGAUUGUUGGCUGGAGCAGAGAGUGGAGAGAUCCCCAAAACUCUGUCAAAAAUGUACAUGCACUUCAUAAUGUUCCAGAUAAAACAGAAGAAUCUGAAAUAUCAUGGCGACAAUGUCAUUGAUCCCCACUGGGAUAAAGAGAUUAUUCUGUCACUGGGAAAACUGGCAUAUGAGCAGCUGGAAACAGGCAACCUGAUCUUCUAUGAAGAGGACCUGACAGAGUGUGGCAUUGAUGUCAGAGAGGCAUCUGUGUACUCUGGAGUGUGCACUGAGGUCUUCAGGGAGGAGUUUGGGCUGCAUCAAGGGAAGGUUUAUUGCUUUGUGCAUCUGAGCAUCCAGGAAUGUCUUGCUGCUUUUUAUAGGUUUCUCUCUUUCAACGAUGACUUCAACACAACAAAACACAAUCAGCAGUCCAUCCCCAAGAAUCUGAAGAGGCGAGUCAAAAUAAUGCCUGCAAUUCACUUCUAUCAGGAUGCAGUGGAUAAGGCACUACAGAGUGAGAAUGGCCACCUGGAUCUUUUCCUCCGCUUCCUUCUUGGCCUCUCGCUGCUAUCAAAUCAGACUAUCUUUCGAGGCCUACUGAAAUGGACAGGAGGUCGCUCAAAGAUUGACACGGAAACAGUUGAGGUCAACAAGAAAACAAUUGAUUACAUCAAGGAGAAGAUCCGAGAGAAUGCCUCUUCAGAGAAGUGCAUCAAUCUGUUUCACUGUCUAAAUGAGAUGAAUGACCCAACCCUAGUGCAGGAGAUUCAGAGCUACCUGAGCUCAGGAAAUGUCUCAGGAGCCAAACUCUCACCUGCACAUUGGUCAGCUCUGGCCUUUGUGUUGCUGACUUCAGCAGAGGAGCUGGAUGUAUUUGACUUGAAGCAAUUUAGUGGAUCAGAUGAGGCUCUUCUGAGGCUGCUGCCAGUGGUUAAGGCAUCCAAAACAGCUCUGUUAAAUAAGUGUAGCCUCUCAGUUAUGUCCUGUGGAGCCCUUGCCUCAGCUCUCUGCUCAAGCUCCUCUAGUCUGAUAAAGCUGGACCUGAGUGACAAUGACCUCCAGGAUUCCGGAGUGGAGCUGCUCUCUACAGGCCUGGAUAAUCCACUAUGUAAACUGGAGACAUUGAGCCUGUCAGCCUGUGGAGUAACAGAGGAAGGCUGUGCUUCUCUGGCCUCAGCUCUGAGAUCAAACCCCUCUCAGCUGAGAGAGCUGGAUCUGAGCUACAAUAACCCAGGAGACUCAGGAGUGAAGCUGCUCUCUACUGUCCUAAAGAAUCCAAGUUGUAAACUGGAGACAUUAAGCCUGUCAGCCUGUGGCGUCACAGAGGAAGGCUGUGCUUCUCUGGCCUCAGCUCUGAGAUCAAACCCCUCUCAGCUGAGAGAGCUGGAUCUGAGCUACAAUAACCCAGGAGACUCAGGAGUGAAGCUCCUAUAUGCUGUACUGGAGGAUCCACACUGUAAACUGGAGAUCCUGAGGCUGUCAAACUGUGAUUUCACAAACAAAGAUUGUGCUUCUCCGACUUUAACUCUGAAGUCAAACCCCUCUCACCUGAGAGAGCUGGACCUGAGCUACAAUAACCCAGGAGACUCAGGAAUUAAGCUACUUUCUACUGUACUGGAGGAUUCUCACUGUAAACUGAAGACACUGAGACUGUCAAACUGUAGAAUCACAGAGAAAAGCUGUACUUCUCUGGCAUCAGCUCUGAGAUCUAACCCCUCACAUUUGAGAGAGCUGGAUUUGAGUGGGAAUAACCCAGGAGACUCAGGAGUGAAGCUGCUCUCUACUGUACUGGAGAAUCCACACUGUAAAGUGCAGACAUUGAGGCUAUCGUGCUGUAGAAUCUCAGAGGAUAGCUGUGCUUCUCUAGCUUCAGCUCUAAGGUCAAACCCUUCUCACUUGAGAGAGCUGGACCUGACUGACAAUGAACCAGGAGAUUCAGGAGUGAUGCUGCUCUCGGCUGUACUGGAGGAUCCACGCUGUAAACUGGAGACACUAAGUCUAUCAUGGUGUGUUGUCAAAGAAGGCGGCUUUGGUUUUCUGGCUUUAGCUCUGAUGUCAAACCCCUCACAUCUGAGAGAGCUGGACUUGAGCAAAAACACCUUAGGAGACUCUGCAGUGAUGAAGCUCUCUGCUGUACUGAAGGAUCCACAUUGUAAAUUGGAGAGACUUAGACUGUCACACUGUAGUGUCACACAGGAAGGCUGUACUUUUCUGGCUUCAGCUCUGAGGUCAAACCCCUCACACCUGAGAGAGCUGGAUCUAGACUGGAAUUCAGAAGUAAAAUUAGGAGUGAAGGAGCUCUCUGUGGUGCUGGAUGAUCCACUCUGUCGGUUGGAAACACUGAGGCUGGUAGCUUGUAGUGUCACAGAGGAAAGCUUUUGUUCUCUGGCUUCAGCUCUGAGGUCAAACCCCUCACACCUGAGAGAGCUGGACCUGCGCUACAAUUAUGAAAUGGCUUCAUCAGGAGUGAGGCAGCUCUCUGCUGUACUGGAAGAUCCACUCUGUAAAUUGGAGAUACUGAGACUCUGUCUCCAUCACUCUGAUUAUCAAGGGGAAGGCUUUUCUAAUCUGGCCUCAGCGCUGAGGUCAAACCCCUCACAUCUGAGAGAGCUGAAUGUGGCUGGUUACUCACAAGACUCUAGACUGAAGCUGUUCUCUGCUGCACUGAAGGAUCCACGCUGUAAACUGGAGAAACUGAUCUGUAGUGUCCCAGAGCAAGACUUCGCUUCUCUGGGUUCAGCUCUUAGAUCAAACCCUUCACACCUGAGAGAACUGGACCUGAAAUUCUCAGAAGACUCAAAUUUGAAGCCUCUCUUCUCUGUAGUAAAUAAUCCACUCUUUAAACUGGAGAAACUAAGGCUAUCAGGAUGUGACGUUGAAGAGAAAGGCUGUGCUUUGUUCUCAGCUCUGAGGUCAAUCCCCGUUUCCCACCUGAGAGAGCUGGACCUCAGCAACAAUAAACCAGGAGACUCUGGAGUGAUGCAGCUCUCUGCUCUACUGAAUGAUCCACGCUGUAAACUGGCAACACUGAAACUGUCACACUGUGGUCUUACAGAGGAAGGAUCUACAUCUUUGGCUUCAGCUCUGAGGUCAAACCCCUCCUACCUGAGAGAGCUGGACCUCAGCCAGAAUACACCAAUAGACUCAGGAGUGAAGCUGCUCUCUGCUGUACUAGAGGAUCCACGCUGCAAACUGGAGAAAUUAAGCUUGUUUAACUGUCGAAUUAAGGAGGAAGGUUGUGUUGCUUUGGCUUCAGCUCUGAGGUCAAACCCCUCACACCUGAGAGAGCUGGUCCUCAGCUUCAAUAACCUAGGAGUCUCAGGAGUGAAGCUGCUCUCUGCUGUACUGAAGCAUCCACUUUGUCAGCUGGAGAUACUGAAGCUUUUGGACUGUGCAAUCACAGAGGAAGGCUUUGCUUCUCUGGCUUCAGCUGUGAAGUCAACCCCCUCACGCAUGUGGCUGCUGGAGCUGAAUGGGAACGAUCCAGGAGACUCAGGAGUGAAAUUGUUCUCAGCUGUACUGAAGGAUCCACAAUGUAGACUGCCCAAACUGAUAGUGACUGGCUUGGAAGUACGACCCAGGAGCCUCAGCAGUGAUCAAAUGAACCUUCUGGAAUCGACAUGACUGAAAUUCCCCUUGAGUUCAAAUAUACAUUUCUGAUGUAUUGUAAAACGUGUGAAAUGUUUAGUAUACUUGUGCAGAUACUUUGUUCAAAUGUGGAACUAUUAGGCCUACUUAUGUCCCUACAUCUUGUAUUUGAUUUUUAAAAAUACAUAAAGUUCAACUAAGUUCACUAAA
This is a messenger RNA of Oncorhynchus nerka (sockeye salmon), 6435 nucleotides long. Its product is annotated as NACHT, LRR and PYD domains-containing protein 12-like. The record is from RefSeq and is a predicted model, not a curated record. Gene Ontology annotation, biological process: intracellular signal transduction. The transcript has 25 exons. NCBI's taxonomy places the organism in Eukaryota, Metazoa, Chordata, Actinopteri, Salmoniformes, Salmonidae. Gene Ontology annotation, molecular function: protein binding. Bases 904 to 6261 code for a protein of 1785 amino acids.